UACACUGACGUUCUUCUAUUAAAACGUAAAUUACGAAUACGUACUACUUGUUUCUUUGCAUGAUAGUUUGCGAUUCGUCGCUCCAAAUUCGAAAAACCAGCUUGUGCCGCUAUAGAUCUAUUUUUCAUAUAUCAUUGUUUACUAAAGAUUUUAUGUAAAAAUCCUCUCGCUCAUCGUGAUUUGUUGCGUACUGUUGCUCAAUACUUACGCCAAGGUGCUUACGGAAAUGAGCACUCUGGAAGAGGACAUCGUUCGAUGCGUCUUCAAACUAGUUCCCGUGAUAAGUCCAAAGUUAUCCGAAAGCACUGACUGCCAGGAGUCCGAAAAUAACGGAACUCAACAGGCUAACGAAAUCCCCAAAGAAGGCGCAGCUGUAGAUGAAGCUGCCGAUCCAAUGAAGCCUCUAAGCCUACCAACAGUAUAUCUGCAGGACAAUCAAGCAGUUACACUGGGACGAUGUCGUUUAACGCAAAUACGAGAUCUGAAACUGUCCCGCAGACAGGUCCGCGUGGAAGCCAAGGCGUCGUCGGGCCAUGUGGAAGUGACCCAGUUGGGCAAAUUGCAAAAUUCCCGGAUUAACGGCGAUUCUCUAGUCUAUCCCUGGAGUCGCAUUAUUUAUCCCGGAGAUUCGCUGUGCCUAGCUGAAAAUUGUUAUGAAUACAAAUUGGAACGCGGAGAGAAUGCCGAGACCACGGUGCGAUGCAGUAUCCCUUCUCGGAAACGCCCAAUUACCGAGACAUUCGACACGGACACCGCUACAACCACUCCGGCCAGUGCCAGUUCUUCUCGCGGCCGAAAAAGCUACAAAAUGGUCCAGGGAUCACCAUUCACGCCUCAGCAGCUGGUUGACCAGCUGACAUUUUUAAGUUCGGGGAAAAAACGCAGGACAAGCUCAGUUGCAGAGGAGAAAACUGCCGCAAGUGGGGGCGAGAGUUAAAGCUAUGUGUUUUGUCACAUAUUGUUUUGCAUGAUGUUGUCGUAUAGAGGUGCUCUGUAUUAUGUGGAGCGUCGUGUCGGGAUCCGGGCUUGGUAUUUGUUAUUAUUUUUGGGUUUAGGUGAUAUUUUUUAAUCGCGAUGAUUGGCAACACCGAGUAAUAUUGCGCCUUCCUCUUUGCUGUACUUGUUACACUACUUUUUUGCUUUUUUUAAUUUAUUACAUCUUAUUGUAUUUGAUAUGGCAUUAAUACUGUUUUUUAAGCUAUCGUUGUUGCAUUAUCAGUGCUUGUGUAGUAAAUUUUUGGCUCAUCGG
This is a messenger RNA of Paramacrobiotus metropolitanus, 1249 nucleotides long. RefSeq lists its product as uncharacterized. NCBI's taxonomy places the organism in Eukaryota, Metazoa, Tardigrada, Eutardigrada, Parachela, Macrobiotidae. The coding region runs from base 227 to 937 and encodes 236 amino acids. The record is from RefSeq and is a predicted model, not a curated record. The transcript is spliced from 3 exons. Gene Ontology annotation, molecular function: protein binding.